CUUCAAACCCCACCCCCUUUCAUCAAUCCCUCGCUCACGAAUCACAGGGGCGCUGUUACAAAAGCACAAGGAACCUCUCGAUCUCAAUCAAAUCGCUCAAUUGGGAAGGAUAUUCAUUGUUGCUCAAUCGUUUUCAGUUCGAGUUGUUUUGUUGGAUCGCUCACUCGAAUCUUAGGGUUCAGGAGCUAAUAAUCGAUUUAAGGCUUAAUUCUGAUAUCUAACAAUGCCUCUCAGGCUCGAUAUCAAGAGGAAGCUUGCUCAAAGAUCAGAAAGAGUAAAAUCGGUGGACCUGCAUCCUACGGAACCAUGGAUCCUCACAAGUUUGUAUUCAGGAACAGUCUGCAUAUGGGAUUACCAGUCUCAGACUAUGACAAAAUCAUUCGAGGUUACUGAGUUACCAGUCAGAUCAGCAAAGUUCAUAGCACGCAAGCAGUGGGUUGUUGCAGGUGCAGAUGACAUGUAUAUCCGGGUAUACAAUUACAAUACAAUGGAUAAAGUCAAAGUAUAUGAGGCACAUACAGAUUAUAUUAGAUGUGUUGCUGUUCACCCCACCCUCCCAUAUGUAUUGUCAUCAUCUGAUGACAUGCUUAUAAAACUUUGGGAUUGGGAAAAGAACUGGCUUUGUACUCAAAUUUUUGAGGGCCAUUCCCAUUAUGUGAUGCAAGUGACAAUCAAUCCAAAAGACACCAACACUUUUGCAAGUGCAUCCCUUGAUCGUACCAUAAAGAUUUGGAAUCUUGGCUCACCUGAUCCUAACUUCACACUUGAUGCACAUCUCAAAGGAGUGAAUUGUGUGGAUUAUUUUACUGGGGGCGAUAAACCUUAUCUAAUUACUGGAUCAGAUGAUCACACUGCUAAGGUGUGGGAUUAUCAAACCAAAAGUUGUGUCCAGACUUUAGAAGGUCACACACACAAUGUUUCUGCUGUAUGCUUCCAUCCCGAACUCCCAAUAAUUAUUACAGGUUCUGAGGAUGGUACUGUACGUAUAUGGCACUCCACCACUUAUAGACUAGAGAACACAUUGAAUUAUGGACUUGAAAGGGUCUGGGCUGUUGGGUGCAUGAAAGGUUCACGAAGGGUUGUUAUUGGAUAUGAUGAAGGGACCAUAAUGGUGAAAAUUGGUCGUGAGGAGCCUGUAGUUAGCAUGGAUAAUAGUGGAAAAAUUAUAUGGUCUAAGCAUAAUGAGAUCCAGAUUGUUAACAUCAAAAGCGUGGGUGCUGAUCAUGAGGUUUCUGAUGGAGAGAGGUUACCUUUAGGAGUUAAAGAGCUGGGAACAUGUGAUCUCUACCCACAAAGCUUGAAGCACAAUCCAAAUGGGAGGUUUGUGGUUGUAUGUGGUGAUGGUGAAUACAUUAUAUAUACAGCUUUAGCAUGGAGAAAUAGAUCCUUUGGUUCUGCUUUGGAAUUUGUUUGGUCAACAGAUGGUGAGUAUGCUGUUAGAGAGAGCACAUCUAAAGUCAAGAUUUUUAACAAGUCUUUCCAGGAAAAGAAGAGUAUCAGGCCGACAUUUUCAGCUGAACGAAUAUAUGGAGGAUCUUUGUUGGCAAUGUGCUCAAAUGAUUUUAUAUGUUUUUAUGAUUGGUCUGAGUGCAGAUUGAUUCAACGGAUUGAUGUUAAUGUCAAAAACCUAUACUGGGCUGAUAGUGGUGAUUUGGUGGCUAUUUCCAGUGAUUCAUCAUUCUACGUGCUAAAAUAUAAUCGUGAUGUAGUAUCAGCACAUCUGGAUAGUGGAAGACCUGUAGAUGAUCAAGGAAUUGAAGAUUCCUUUGAACUUCUAUUUGAAGUAAAUGAAAAAGUUAGAACUGGAUUAUGGGUUGGAGACUGUUUUAUAUACACUAAUGCUUCAUGGAGACUCAACUAUUGUGUUGGUGGCGAGGUUAACACAAUGUUCCAUUUGGAUCGACCUAUGUAUCUUCUUGGGUAUCUUGCUAAUCAGAGCAGGGUUUAUCUCAUUGACAAAGAAUUCAAUGUCAUUGGUUACACUUUGCUUCUGACGUUAAUCGAGUACAAGACACUUGUGAUGCGUGGAGACAUAGAACGAGCUAAUGGAGUUUUACCCUCAAUCCCAAAGGAGCAUUAUAAUAGUGUUGCUCAUUUUCUGGAGUCACGGGGCAAGGUUGAAGAGGCCUUGGAAGUUGCUACAGACCCUGAUUAUAGAUUUGAGUUGGCCAUUCAGCUUGGUAAACUUGACAUUGCCAAGGACAUUGCACUGGUAGCAGAGAGCGAGUCAAAAUGGAAGCAAUUGGGUGAAUUAGCCAUGUCUGCUGGAUUGUUGGACAUGGCAGAGGAUUGUUUGAAACAUGCAAACGAUUUGAGUGGUUUAUUACUUCUUUACUCUUCUUUAGGAGAUGCUGAAGAGAUAUCAAAACUUGCAUCUCUUGCUAAAGAAAACGGAAAAAACAAUGUUGCAUUCGCUUGUCUUUUUAUGUUGGGCAAAUUAGAAGACUGUUUACAGCUGUUAAUUGACAGCAAUCGGAUACCUGAAGCUGCUCUAAUGGCACGAUCUUAUCUUCCCAGCAAGGUUUCAGAGAUAGUCUCCCUUUGGAGAAAAGACCUUAACAAGGUUAACCAGAAAGCUGCAGAAUCUUUAGCGGAUCCUCAAGAGUACCCGAAUAUGUUUGAGGACUGGCAAAUUGCACUUGAGGUCGAAGAAAAGGCUGCAGAGACAAGGGGUAGUUAUCCUCCAGCAGUGGAGUAUGUGAACUAUGUUGAUAGAUCACAUAUGAAUCUAAUCAUGAGAAUGGAAGGGAGGAUGAAUUUGUUGAUGGUGAAGAAGGUGGUGUGGGCAUGGAUAAUGAUUCUACAGAUGGUGCUGUACUUGUUAAUGGAAACGAUGCUGACCAAGACCAAGACCAAGAUAAAGAGUGAGCGACCUAGGGUUCAUGUAUAUAAACACAAGCUUCCGCACACACUUGAAACUACGGCAAAAAUAAGCAUAGAAGCUCCACAUCGGACCACUUUCAAGAAUAAAAUUAAUUUUAUCUUCAGUCUGUGA
Lactuca virosa is the source of this 2995-nucleotide messenger RNA. The record is from the annotation of a GenBank genome assembly. NCBI's taxonomy places the organism in Eukaryota, Viridiplantae, Streptophyta, Magnoliopsida, Asterales, Asteraceae.